GGCGCUGUCCGCGGUCUCCAAGUCUGCGAGGCCGCGGUGGGCGCCGAGAGCCAGGCGCCACAGCCCGCGGAGCCCCGUCGCCCCAGGGUCUAUGGAGUGGCCCCUCUGCGCCGCCUGGCCGGCCUCACGCCGCGCCUGGAGUCUGCCCCGCGGCCAGGAGACGCGGGUCCCUGAGCCUGCCUGAAGCAGCCCCAGCGAGAUGGCGGCCCCCUAUCCCGGCAGUGGCGGCGGAAGCGAGGUCAAGUGCGGGGGAGGCCGUGGCGCCAGCGUCCCGUGGGACUUUCUGCCUGGGCUGAUGGUCAAGGCCCCGCCUGGACCCUGCCUGCAGGCGCAGCGCAAGGAGAAGUCCCGUAAUGCGGCGCGCUCGCGGCGCGGGAAGGAAAACCUGGAGUUCUUCGAGCUGGCCAAGCUACUCCCGCUGCCCGGCGCCAUCUCCAGCCAGCUGGACAAGGCGUCCAUCGUGCGUCUCAGCGUCACCUACCUCCGCCUGCGACGCUUCGCGGCGCUGGGGGCGCCGCCCUGGGGCCUGCGGGCGGUGGGACCACCGGCCGGCCUCGCCUCAGGCCGCCGGGGCCCCGCGACGCUGGUCUCCGAGGUCUUCGAGCAGCACCUGGGAGGACACAUCUUGCAGUCCCUGGACGGCUUUGUGUUCGCCUUGAACCAGGAAGGAAAAUUCCUCUACAUCUCAGAAACAGUUUCCAUCUAUCUGGGCCUCUCACAGGUGGAGCUGACUGGCAGCAGCGUCUUCGACUACAUCCACCCCGGGGACCACUCGGAGGUUCUGGAACAACUGGGGCUGCGGACCCCGACCCCCGGGCCCCCCACCCCGCCCUCCGUCUCGUCCUCUUCCUCCUCCUCCUCUUCCUCCUCGCUGGCGGAUGCCCCGGAGAUCGGUAAUUCCAAGGACCCCCCAAAAGAAGGAAGCCCAGAGACCAGCCCUGCGGAGGGGCCCGCCUCCUCCCGGGUGCAGGAGCGCUCCUUCUUCAUCCGCAUGAAAUCCACCCUCACCAAGCGGGGGCUGCACGUCAAGGCCUCGGGGUACAAGCAGGUCAUCCACGUGACAGGGCGCCUACGGGCCCGGGCGUUGGGCCUGGUGGCUCUGGGUCACACCUUGCCCCCAGCCCCACUGGCUGAGCUGCCUCUGCAUGGACACAUGAUCGUCUUCCGCCUCAGCCUGGGUCUCACCAUCCUUGCUUGUGAGAGCAGAGUCAGCGACCAUAUGGACCUGGGGCCCUCAGAGCUUGUGGGCCGCAGCUGCUACCAGUUUGUCCAUGGACAGGAUGCAACCAGGAUCCGCCAAAGCCACCUGGACCUGCUGGACAAGGGCCAGGUGAUGACCGGUUACUACCGUUGGCUGCAGCGUGCUGGGGGCUUCGUGUGGCUGCAGUCUGUGGCCACCGUGGCUGGCAGCGGGAAGAGCCCUGGGGAGCAUCACGUGCUCUGGGUCAGCCAUGUGCUCAGCCAAGCGGAGUGUGGCCAAACACCUCUGGAUGCCUUCCAGCUUCCAGCCAGUGUGCCCUGUGAGGACACAUCCAGCCCAGGGCCAGAGCACACAGAGCGGGAGCCCCCGGUGGAGAGGAAGCAGGUCGUCCCCGCCGACAAGGACGAGGCCCCGCAGACGCGCGGCAAACGCAUCAAGGUGGAACCGGCUCCCAGGGAAAGGCAAGCCCGCGAGGACAGUGGGGACGAGGAGCCCUCGGAACGACCGGCCCCACCGCGACGGGAGUUCACGUCUGUCAUCCGGGCCGGGGCGCUGAAGCAGGAUCCGGUGCGGCCGUGGGGCCUGGCGCCGCCCGGGGACCCCCCACCCUCCCUGCUCCACGCAGGCUUCCUGCCGCCCGUGGUGCGGAGCCUGUGCACGCCCGGCGCCAUCCGCUACGGCCCCGCUGAGCUGGGCCUCGUGUACCCGCACCUGCCGCGGCUGGGCCCCGGCCCCGCGCUCCCGGAGGCCUUCUACCCCAGCCUGGGCCUGCCCUACCCCGGGCCUCCGGGCACCAGGGUGUCGCGGAAGGGGGACUGAGGACCGCGGGGCAGUGGACCUGGGGAGGGCGUGGCGGGGCCAAGCUGUCAGCCCUCUUGAGAAUUAAACGCCCGCCGGGCGGGGCUGGGCACUGGCUCCACCUCCA
Marmota monax (woodchuck) is the source of this 2126-nucleotide messenger RNA. It is a transcript of the gene Npas1, whose product is annotated as neuronal PAS domain protein 1. The record is from RefSeq and is a predicted model, not a curated record. The transcript has 12 exons. Gene Ontology annotation, biological process: regulation of transcription by RNA polymerase II. Gene Ontology annotation, molecular function: RNA polymerase II transcription regulatory region sequence-specific DNA binding; DNA-binding transcription factor activity, RNA polymerase II-specific; protein dimerization activity. The coding region runs from base 200 to 2020 and encodes 606 amino acids. Lineage: Eukaryota; Metazoa; Chordata; Mammalia; Rodentia; Sciuridae.